CAGCAGUAUUAUGCUUCUGUAUCAUCCUACGGAUCAUCACAUCCAUGCCCACAGAUCAGUUCACCGUGGUACCCUGGAAAUGCCGAAGCACAUUCAGGGAUCCACUGCCAUCAUAAUCAUUACUGGCAGUCGAGCUGCAAAAAUCUAUAGCGGCAAUGACGAGAAUUUCAUCCGAGAAUGCAACGUUUUCCGGCGACUGGGCAGGCAUCCAAAUGUAGUAGAAUUGCAUUAUGUCCAAGACAGAACAAUUGUUCUGCAGGCGGGACGGUGUCUGCGAGAAAUACUAAAAGAGGGCGACAUCUCAAAUGAACAGCAAGAAAAAUGGGUCAGUGGACUUGCCUGUGGUUUGCAGUACAUGCAUGAUAACAAUGUCAUACACGCCGAUCUCAACGCUGCCAAUGCAAUUAUCUCCGGAGAUGAUGUCGCGAUGUGGCUUGACUUCGGUGGCUCUCAAAUUGACGAUCAAGAAGCACUGGCGAACUAUGACGAGUACAGUUAUCGACCACCAGAGCACCCGGAUCCUCCAAUCAGCCAGGCAACUGAUAUCUUUGCUUUCGGCUGUACCGUAUUCGAAAUCGAGACAGGCGCACCGCCGUUCUACAACGAGACUAAGCACAUGUCGCAGGACGGAAAAUUGUCAUACGUGGAGGACAUGUAUCGCCAACGCUUCUUUCCAUCCGUGGAAAAUCUACGCUUCCGGUCCAUAAUUAUGGGUUGUUGGCAGGGACGGUACGAGUCGAUGAGCGAGCUGAACCAAGAUUUAAAUUCCAUGCGUGUACAGCGAUCCCAGUCAUUGCCAUGGUAUUAUUUCCCAGCUAUGAGGACGGCAAUUCGAGAAGGUCUCUGCCGACUUUGGCCUUACCUAAACCUUUGAGAAAUUGGUAAGGGAAACUUGCCAGCUUUUGUGAGGAGUAGUGGCGUAUUUUAUCGAAGCGGCUCAACCGAAACAUCUUCUGCCUAUCAACUCCAGGCCGUGAUUGUCAUUUUCUUGGAAUACUUGACACGAGACGAACUCGUGAUGCAGUCUUGUAUCUGGAGAUGUCUUUGUUUACUGUCUCCUUCGACCACCAUGUCCACCCUUCCGACCCAGCAGAGUACCAGCAAACUCUGCAACCAAGGGAUGAGACUUUGCCUGAGAGAUAGCAAGGAUCCGCGAAUCUAUUUUCAAUCGCAUGUUUGAGCAUCAACGCCGCAAGUUUCAGUUAAUGGGGCGUGUUCCACGCUCGCAUCCACCGUGGUGGCCGAGUAUUAACCCAACUUAGCUGGUGUCUCUCGCAAAAUACUAAGGCCAAGAAGUAAUCUUGCCAAAGAGUACCGCUACAACGACUCUUCAUGCGAAAGAGGAACGCGGACAAAAAGCGUGUAUGCCCAUUCCGGUUGAAAUGAAUAGGAGUUCAUAGAUUGAUACUUUCAUGUAUCAAGUCAGAGAGAUACCAAAGCUUGCACGCAUUCGGUUUGAUGUGAGAUGUGCAGUGGUUUGAAGAAUACAAUUCUGAUGAAGUAGGACUAUUAACCUGUUUGGCGUGAACCUG
Molecule: messenger RNA, 1532 nt
Organism: Exophiala oligosperma
Lineage: Eukaryota; Fungi; Ascomycota; Eurotiomycetes; Chaetothyriales; Herpotrichiellaceae
Exons: 1
Coding region: 11-874 (287 amino acids)
Biological process (GO): protein phosphorylation; mitotic DNA damage checkpoint signaling
Cellular component (GO): nucleus
Molecular function (GO): protein serine/threonine kinase activity; ATP binding
Source: RefSeq, a predicted model, not a curated record